Molecule: messenger RNA, 2853 nt
Organism: Epithele typhae
Lineage: Eukaryota; Fungi; Basidiomycota; Agaricomycetes; Polyporales; Epitheliaceae
Exons: 11
Source: RefSeq, a predicted model, not a curated record
AUGGUAGGAUUCGCCAGCUGGCGCGUGAAAGCCGGGGGUGAGGACGAGGAGGUUGAAGGGACGGCCAGCCUACGUGCGAACACCGGUGGCAUGGGUUCCACAGCACUGGACAGUGUGCGAGUGAACACCGGUGGUGCGGAGGUCGGUGUUGGAGGGCGGGCCAGUUGCCGGAUGAAUGCCGGUGGCGAAGCGUCGGCAGGUGCGAGCGUUCGCAUGAAUACCGGCUGUGACGACGUCGGUUUGGACUCGACGGUGAGCCCUCGUGUGAAAGCCGGUGGUGGGCCUGGGACGGUCAAGGAUGCCAACGGCGACUCGAGUGUGCGGGUGAAUACCGGCUGCGAAGAGGAUGUCGUCGACGGAAUGGCAAGCCUUCGGCUGAAUACCGGAGGAGACGGUUUGGCAGUCACGGGCAUGGCUCUGCCCUCCGGGGGGGUAAAUGGCUUUGAUGGGGCGGUCGAGGAAGACGACACUGGUUCGAGUGUCCGCGUGAACACCGGCGGCGAUGUGGAAAGGGUUGUCAAAGGUCGCGCCAGUGUCCGGGAGAAGACUGGCGCAGCGACCGAGGCGGAUUCCGGCGGUACUGGGCGGUCAUCACUCCUGAGUGAAGUGUCCAGUUGGCCCAAUCCACCGAAGAACCCAGGUAUCAUGCAUGUGACCUCCUGUGGGGGCGUAAAGGGGUCUACUAACCCGCCAUACAGGUCAGAAAGCCGCUUGCCACUCUGGAAACCUAAGGCCCAAGGUGAUGUAGCGGUCGAGGAAGACGACGGUGGUUCGAGUGUCCGCGUGAACACCGGCGGCGAUGUGGAAAGGACUGUCAAGGGAGGCACCAGUGUCCGGGAGAAGACUGCCGGUGGAGAGGGGCCAGUCAAGACGGCAGGGCGGAUUGGGGGGAGUACCGGUGAUACCGAGUGGCGAUCAGUCUGGUCGGAAGUGGCCGGUACUAGGACUUACAUGAGGGUGGUGGUCCAAGAUGGCAAAGAGGACUUCUAUGCGAUGUCUUCGUGCUGUUUCGCUCGAGAAAACCGUCAACCCUUCCAAAAGGUUCUUCAGAAAUCCUACAGCGAUAGCAAGCCCAGACAAGACGGAGGCUUCUUGAUCUUCAUCCCCACGCUGAUAUUUGCGCACUAUCCAGUCGGUGCGAGUCUGGCGCACCGACACUUCCACCGUGUGAGCGAUCCGGAUCGCAGUGCGCAUGGCGAUCUCGAACGUGGAGGGGCGGGUGAGGCGGUCGGUAUGACGCAUCACGAUAGCGACGACUGCGUCGAUCAACUCGUCGUUGAGGUCACGGUCGUCCGUGGUCAGAUGCGAGAAGAGGUCGCACCAUGGGUGCAGCAACGCCGGCAGGUCGAGCAUUCGGGCAGUCUGUACUUUGACGACCGCUCUGUCAACUUCUUCUUGUCGUCCAACUUCGCUGAGCCACUCCAGUCCACGCUCGACAUUGGACCGAACCGUAUGGACGUUGCGCAGACGUCGCCACAAGUCCAAGAGCCAGAAUGGUCUUCCGCGGCGACCGGUGGGGUGCUUGAAUACGAGAGCGGGCUCCCGGCAGCCCACGGCCGUGGGGCCACCCCAGAGCAAAACUGCCGGCUGAGAAGCUGGCGGACAGUCAUCGCGUCUGAGGGGAUUAACUGUUGGGUCAACUUCUUUGGCGCUUUCUUUGUCUCCCAGUUUGCGAAGGACACGUCGAGGAUGUCCUCGUACUGGGUGUUGAUUUCAGCAUCUGCAACCGAGACCAAGCUCGGGCACGAGAAUAUGAAGAACUGGUACAAUAUGUUCUUCGCUGCGCUCGACAAGGCCUACGACUUCCAGGCGCAGUUCAAGUUAAACACCUGGCCGCGCUACACCCUCGGCGCCUUCUACGAGUACGAAAAAUCCCGGCACGUCGCUGGAUACGCCGGGUCUCCAUUCGAGAUCGUACCCAUUGCCGACACCGCGGCUGCUCAGAAGGCUGGGUACAAUUUCGACUUGCACAUAGUCGGUAAUGACCACGGCCAGAUUGGACUCUUGCCGGAGCAGGACGUCGACCUUAGUUGGUGUGACAUCGGUUUGAGUAGAAGCCACAGUGACAGACUCACAGUCGACGGGGAUGGAGCUAACAAGUCAAGCACCACGAAGUCCGGAGCUGCGAAGAGCACCGAGGGUACGAAGAGUGCCGGGGUUCCGAAGAUUGCCGAUGCUACCGAGAACACCGGUAGUUCAAAGACUACCGGUACUACGAAGAGUGCCGCUUCUCCGACGGCUUCCGGUGCUACGACGACGGACGUGAGUUCCAAGACCGCAAAACCUGCGAAGGGGGCGCGCAAGAGGUUUAACCCGAGGAUGUCACGGCCCAUCAAAAAGCCUGCUGAACCGGCAAAGCCUGCCCGUCGUCAGCUGACCAAAGACAAGAAAGGCAAGGGUCGGGCGACAACGGUAGAGGUGACUACCGAUGACGAUGUCAGCAACGAAGAAGAAGAAGACGACGAGAGCGAGGAGGAAACCCCUCUCCAAGAUGUACGAAAGACACGUUCGAUCACCAAGAAGGCAGUGUCUUUUGCGACCCCCACGACGCCACCGCUGUCCAAGACGAGGCGGGCGACAUCAGCGGCACCGGAGCCGCCAAAGAGGACCACCGCUACGCCGAAGAAGAGGGCGAGGAGCCAGAGUCGUGAUGUGACGAGGACUGCCGGGACGAAUUCCGGUGAUGAAGACAACGCUCCGUCCGGCGGUGGUAGCGGCAAGACCACCACCAAGAAGCCAGUGAAGCGAGUCCUCCGACCCGCUCAUCCCGACCAUGUCGCGCCGGAGAAGAACUUCGACCCGUUGCCCGACCACAAAGGCCGGAUCCCGGUCUAUGUGAUUCGAAAGGACGGA